Kockovaella imperatae is the source of this 2644-nucleotide messenger RNA. RefSeq names its product P-loop containing nucleoside triphosphate hydrolase protein. Gene Ontology annotation, molecular function: DNA binding; hydrolase activity; ATP binding. The transcript is spliced from 12 exons. The coding region runs from base 134 to 2368 and encodes 744 amino acids. The record is from RefSeq and is a predicted model, not a curated record. Lineage: Eukaryota; Fungi; Basidiomycota; Tremellomycetes; Tremellales; Cuniculitremaceae.
CAAAUGUUUCAACCCUUGACACUUCUACACAUCUCCCUCCACCAAAUGUCGGUCUGAGCUUCACGUCUCACCAUAUUCAGCUCUCUCUACAUGGACGUCUUGUCUCUUAUACUUCUAUCCAACGUUAUGCGUCAUGUCUCUCUACGGACGUACGCUGCUACAGAGGCUCCCACGCUCAACAUUAUUCACCUUGAGCCGAUAUAGUCAUUCUCAAUGUCCGCCAAGGAUCUUCCACAAUGGUCCUGUACGGUCGUCAGCGUCCUCUCUACGCAGGAAGUUCAGUGUAUCCUUCGCGUCUCAGGCAAAGGUGGAAGCCGCAGAGGAGAUUCCCAAGGACGACGAGGAUGCGACCCAGCCCGUCGAAGGUGCUCCGGCGUCAUUCUCACUUCGACCAUAUCAGCGAGAAGCCAUCACAGCCUGUAUCGAAGCUUUAUCAGCUGGAGUCAAACGGAUGGGAGUUUCGUCCCCGACAGGAAGUGGAAAGACGACCAUGUUCAUGCACCUCAUACCCCAAGUCAUUGAGCCGGACUCGGAAGAUACUUCAAGUGGAACAUAUCUUUCUCGUUGGAAGCGAAAGCAGACACUCGUACUGGUGAAUGGUAUCGAGCUGGCUCAACAGGCAUACAAUGCUGCUAAAAGGCUUUUACCGGAGGACUGGACGGUAGAGAUAGAGCAGGGAAAGAAACAUGCGAGCGGAACUGCAGAUGUCACCAUCGCGACGUACCAAACUUUAAUGAGAGAGGGCCGCUUGACCAAGUUUGAUGCGGAUCGCUGCGGGUUGAUCAUUGUGGAUGAAGCUCAUCAUUCAGCGUCUCACUCCUAUUUGCGACUGCUACACCACUUCAAUCGCGAUGUCAAGCUUCCGGAUGCUGUCGAUCCUAUCGAGAGUCGAGAUCAUGAGCGUACUGUUCCUAUCGUGGGAUUCACCGCGACCUUCUCACGGAAUGAUCAUAUGGCCCUUAGCGAUGUGUAUCAACAGAUUGUCUAUCACCGUGAAGUUCAACUGAUGCUGGAGGAAGGAUGGCUGUGUCCUGCCAAAUUGACCACUAUUGAAGCAGAUCUGAGUCUCGGCGACGUCGAGGUCAACCCCAAAUCCGGCGACUUCUCAACGACCGCACUGGCCAGACACCUUGACACACCUGAAGUCCGCGAUCUGGUCCUUCGGACAUACUUGCACAAGGCGGAGUCACGAAGAUCGACUUUGAUCUUUUGUACCAACCUGGCUCACGUUGAUCAUCUCAAACAGACAUUCCGCAACGCCGGCGUGGAUGCUCGAUCCGUCUCUUCACUCUUAGCUACGGGUCAACGAGCUGAACUCAUCAGGGGAUUCUCAGAUGGCGAGUUUCCUGUGUUGAUCAACUGCGAGGUAUUGACGGAAGGGACGGACAUUCCGCAGAUCGAUUGCGUGAUACUGGCUCGUCCGACGAAGAGUCGAAAUCUCCUCAUCCAAAUGAUUGGACGAGGACUCAGACAAAGUCCUGCUUCUGGCAAAUCCGACUGUCAUAUCAUCGACCUAGUGGACAAUGUCUCUCAGGGAAUCACAGCCUCUCCGACCCUUUUGGGUCUGUCUCAAGAGGACGUGGCCGGGAAGCCGAGGAUUCAGAAAGAAGAUGGGGAAGAAAAGGCAGAAGAUUCCGAGGAAGAUGGCCCGCAACUGCCAGCGCCUGAAGUCAUUCCCUCUGGACGCAAAAUCAACAAAGUCACCAUGGUAGAUCUGGACGACCCCUUCGGCAUUAAGGAGCCAGGAUUUAGACCUCUAGCACAGCUCAGCGAAAAUGCUUGGGUCACCUGUCGAUAUGGCGUCUUCGUCUUGGACCUCUUCAAUGCGGAAUACCUCAAGAUUGAACAAGUCAAUCCACCUUUGUAUGAAAUUCGUCUCACCCAACCCAUGAUCCCCAAUUGGGUGCCAAACUCGAUACCAUAUCAGCAGUCCAAGGUUCUGGGUGAAGAUAUGACUCUGUCAGAUGCGUUGGCACGAGGUGAUGCCUACGUUGUGAAGAAGUAUGGGCUUAUGGGCGGCAGACGUUACCAACGAGUUGCGAAAUGGAGAUUCAUGCCAGCCCAUGAAAAAGCCUUGGAGAGGGUUUGGAAGAUAAAGGGACUCGACAAAAACGACUCCAUACAUCCAUCAGAACGCAAAGUUAAGAUUGGCUUUAAAGAGAUCCCCCUGGGACAAUUGACAGCGGGGCAGGCAAGCGCAGUCGUAACCGCCGCAAAACAUGGCGCAUCUACUCGCUUCAAACAACAGCAAAACAAGGCCAACUCGGCUGUUAAGAGAGCACGGGCCAUUGCUGACAAGGAUGCGGCACUGGCUGCUAGAAAUUUACCACUACCACCAUCAACAAAAUCUGAUCCACCGCGAGAUUGAUCGAACUCGGAUUGUUGUCACCAUUAUAGAGUACUUGUAGCAUCAUAGGCAUACUUGUACACAAAGGAUCUCCUCGGAAUACCUGGACCAACUGCCGCGGCCCAACUUCACUGCCUGAAGAACCUUGUCCUCCUGGCUAUAUGUAGUCUCAGAUCCAUUUUCAAACUCGCCCAUAACUCUCUCCACCAGACCUUUACCCACUCGACUUGCUUGUAUUUAUUCGCCGCUAGCCAAUCGGCAUAGAACUGAGACAUGACCUCUUCGCGUAAAGCCGUU